GUUAUACUUAAAAGUUUCGGUUCCACGUUGGUAAGGCGGAGGGUAACGUGAAACUGAGAACAAAAAUUAAGUAUUACUCAUGAAUAAACAAUAACCAUCGAUAUCCCGCGCGAAAAUGUGGAAACGACAACAGACUUUGGCAACGAAGCGUGAACUGUUAACGGAUUCUUCCUCGUUGUCAUCGGUAAACACGGCAACAUGGACAAAAGAGAGAAAACAAGACGGUAAGGUCCGUUUAGCCGUGGUCGCUGGACUUUUUACAACAGUUGGAAGCCUGUUUGGAAAACUUGCUGGAAAUGUCGAGGCAGUUUCUGCAGUGGCAUUAAUAAUUAAAGGAAUACUUUUGGUACUGAUGGUAACGAGCAACACCGUGGGUUGCUCGUUUUUUGUGAAAGCGCUCAAUGCGAGUGGAUCUUCCUUACCAUGUACGAUCGCCAGCGCCGCCACGAGUUACGUUUGCUCGGCUCUGGCGGGUUAUUUAAUUUUCAACGAGUCUACUUCGCUUUGUUGGUGGUGUGGUAUAACGUUCGUUACAUCGGGGUUAUUGUUCAUCUGUCACGUUCCAACGAAACCCGAUUCCAUAGACAAAGUGAAACAACAAUAAAUAAAAAGUGUUCUCAUUGGCAUUUUUUUUAUUUUCUUUAUUAUUCUACCAUAAUCUUAUUUUAUCUAGGUAUACGAAUUUACA
Messenger RNA from Colletes gigas, 688 nucleotides. Its product is annotated as transmembrane protein 42. Bases 116 to 604 code for a protein of 162 amino acids. Lineage: Eukaryota; Metazoa; Arthropoda; Insecta; Hymenoptera; Colletidae. The record is from RefSeq and is a predicted model, not a curated record. The transcript has 3 exons.